Linepithema humile (Argentine ant) is the source of this 6920-nucleotide messenger RNA. Its product is annotated as putative leucine-rich repeat-containing protein DDB_G0290503. The record is from RefSeq and is a predicted model, not a curated record. NCBI's taxonomy places the organism in Eukaryota, Metazoa, Arthropoda, Insecta, Hymenoptera, Formicidae. Gene Ontology annotation, molecular function: protein binding.
ACAUAACCGCGAAUCAACCGCGAAUUGUGCAAGUUCAAAAAUUAGAGAUAUUCUUUUUGAGUUUCGAGCAUCAUUGAUUUUUUUAUAUUUCUAUUUAAUCUCGUAAAACACUUCUGCAUAAUAUAAAUCUCUGAUAAAGCAUAAUAAAAAAAUAUUUCACGACAUUUGGCACAUAUAUGUAAUUGAUAAAUAAGCAAUAAUUGUGAUAACGUUACAAUAGAUUCGUCUCAUUACGUACAAUUAUGCUGAAACAAAGAAGAACGAACCUAUUUUUUGUCAAAUCUGUCAAAACUGAAUUUGAGAAAACGAAAACAGAGCACGUUGGUAGCAAUGCAUUACAAAUGUUUGCCAUUUGUUACGACUGUUGAGACGUAGUAGAUGCAUCCAAAGCGUCCGUUGUUUAUCUCAAUGUGAAACGUGCAAAUAAUUCGAUAAAGUUUUGUCGGAAUUACGAGGCAGCUAUGGAAGCUUUAUUGCCGUCUGAAAUAGCUCGAUUAGUCCUUGGUUAUUUAGAAGAUCAGAAAUGUACUGAUGCAGCUAAGUUAUUUUUGGAAACAUCUCCUCAUUUACAAGAAUGUCGUACUGUACUUUCUCAUGGAAGGAGAUUUAGCACUCGAGUCAAUGGUUUAACUUUGAUAGAUGUUAUUGAAAAAUUGUCUGCCAUUAACGCUAUGAUUCAAGAGCGAUUGAAUAAAAUCACGGACUGUGAACAAUUGAAGCAUUGUGGAGAUCUAAUAGAACAACUCAAGUUUCUUGUAGAAGAGCCACGUGGCCAACGAUUUGUUGUAAAUAUAAAUGUACCCUCACAGAGUAACACACAAACAUCAAAUGGUUCACCUACCAUCACAUGUAAUGUGCGUAAAAGACGUCAUAGUAACAGUGAACGGAUUAAACGCAUUAUUAAAUCCCAAUCAAAUGCUAUACAACAAUCGGAUAUUAUAAUGAGUCCGCCAAGUAGCCACAAUAUCGAUACAACUCCAUUAGAGAGUCUGCCUGGAAAUAUUCAUUCAUUACAACAGGCAGAAUGUAGUAUAGUCGAGAAAAGAGAUGAAAAUGUUUCACAUGAAUCUCAUAAACAAUGUGAUUUUGAUAAAAAUAACAGUGAAAAUAUUGUAUGCAACAGAAAUAAUAUUCGGAUAAGUUCAGAUGAUAUCUCAAGUAUAAGAAAUUGUGAAAUGGAUAUUGACGAUAAAAAAAAGGAAGAAAGCAGCACAGCUAACAUAACACCUAAACGAUAUACCACAGCUACAAGUACAGAAGAAUUGUUGAGUUUUUCCAGCACAGAAGUUCAAACUAUUCCUUAUGAAAUACACGAAUCAGAGUCCGAGUCGAACGACGAGCCUAUUGAAAAUCUCAGUAUAUUAACAAAAGAAAUCUUAAAUCGUACAGACUUACAAGAAUGUAUUGCGGAGAAUAUCAACAAAGCAAUCAUUCCUACAGACAUAUCUCUCAAGGAUGAGAACUUGAAUGAUUCAGUAGAAGGAAAUACUUCCAUUAUGGCCGAGUUAAAUAGUGCUAUUAAGUCAAUUGUAGAAGCAACAGAAGCCGAUCCUGUAUUUGAAAAGUUUCUCGAUGAAAUCAUCGGACCGCACACAGAGACUGAUACAAGUCCGGAGGAAGAUGGUGAAGGAAAACUAAGUCCAAAAUCUGUUAAUGAACCGCAAGAACAACAAGGAGAACCAGUUUUGAGCAAUAUUAAUUCACCAGAGCCAAUGAUAACCGAUGUGAGAGCACCUGUAGAAAACGACACAGUGGAUGUGCCUUUGAAACACAGGCUUCGCAGUUCUUCUAGACAACAAUGUAAUCGAAUUGAAGACGAAGUUGACAAAGUGAGAGAUCAAGAAAAAGAGCACAGCGCUUUGGAAGAUCAAAAUGCAGCCGCGAUAUUAAGCAUUAUUAAUGCCAAUAUUAUUAAUAACGCACCUGAAACUGAUAAAAGAACUUUUCAUGAUCCAAAAGAAUCAGUAGUCACAAACGACAACAGUGGACAAAAAAUCCAAACGAUGGUAUCUACCUUAGAUAAAGAUGACAUAUCUUUAGCAUCAGUUCAAAAACCAAACGAUAUUAUGCCAUCGACAAGUAACACCGUACAGUCGAAGGUUAGGAAACCAACAGUGAAGCGACCAAGAGCUACGAAACCUAAACGUGAUCAAGCGAUCAGUAACAGUCAGCCUAUAACGGAACAAGAAAUCAUGACUAUGCCAACAUUAAUACUAUGCUCGAAAGAAGAAGUAAAUAAUCUUUUGAUAAAUCGUUCGUCAACCAUUAAAUCGAGUUCUUCGCGUUUUAUUCCGAUCGCUCCGAAAGAUUCAAAUAAAAUUAAGGAAACUGUGGAAACUGUGUAUUUAAAAACGGUAAAUGUAGCACAGAAACCGAUAGCCGCAACACAGCCUGUUGUAGUGGAAGAAGCAAACAAUUUCGUUAACCAAGUGCUACCGCAAGGGAAAAAUAGCAAAAUUAGCAAAGAAUUAAAAACUGUGCCCAAAUUUGAUACGACAGUACCUGUCACUAUUAUUAAUCAACAAGUUUUAGAUCAGCCACAGAUAAUAGAAUCGAUGUCAACAGGUAAGAUCGCUGGAGAUGAAUCGAUAACGCUUUACGGCAAUGAGACCAGUGCGAAAACGUCAUUGGACGGCACUAACAUGCCUAUGAUCAAUCUGGAGGAAAAUAUCAGCAUGUCGGAAAGCGGUCUUUCUCCAUAUCUGAAAUUCAAUUGUAACAAAACCAACCAAAGUCACAAUCUCUCGGACAUUGAUUUAGCACCCAUGAUGGAAAACGCGAGAAAAAGAUCAGCGGAUAACGAUGCAACUGAGAAGCAGCAGUCGCCUAACGCCGAUAUUAUUGCUAAACGCACGCCGAAGUCCCUGUUAAAAAGUAGGUCCAAAAAUCAUAGAUUAAGUUUGUCCACACCGCGUAAGCGAAGCAGUCACGUGAGAGCGCUUGACUUUAGCACUCCCACGAUGAGCUCUGCUAGGAAAGCGAGCGGUGAAGGUAACAACACUCAAUUCUUGUCUUCGUCAACAAAACGUUUGAAAUCUGUUUGUAGAACCUCGUUGUUUAGAUCACCACUGUCUAGUACUUCCACUCAGAAACAAAAGAGUCCAAUCAAAGUUUGUCAACCUUAUAGAAUUCCCAUAGCCACUAGAAGUCCUGCACCAAAACUCAUGGGUGGUUGGGACAAAUAUAACGGUGUUGGUGUUAUUAUAGGUGAAGUAUCUCCGCAUGGGAGUGCAUCUUGUUCGUCCUCCGAAGAUAAGACUGUUCAGCACAAGCCUUCUAAAGCGGUAACGGAAAGUUGGGAUGCUGAUUUACGCAAAAGUAUACAAUUGAAUAAGAAAGACGAGGUUGUGACUAAGAAACCUGGGAAGAGGAAGAGAGAUUCUAUUAAAGAGAAGAAUGAUGUACACAUGAAUGCUAAAUACAGUCCACGGUCAACUAAGAGCAAAAAGAGAAAAACUAACAAAAUAGAUAGGAAGUCCAGCCACGAUGCGGAAAACAUCGAAGAGAACGAAACAGAAGAGAAUUCCCAAGACAACACAUAUCGCACUGCUGCGAUAACAGAGGGAAAUAACGAGGAAGAAAAUUUGAAGAAGACUGUUAUAAACACAGCAGAUUCUACCACGAAUAAACCGGCCAAAGUUUUGAAAUCAGCCAGUAUUGACGAGACAUCGGUAGAGAUAAACAGUACAAGCGCACUUAACAGCAAUACGGUGAUUGAGAAGAAACCUGUGAAAAAAUACGCACAAUUAAAAACGAUAACGACCAAUUUAAGGAAGUCUGAUGAUCAAAUGAAAAAGAAAACGGAAGACGCGCAGAUUUCCGAGAUCUCGAGAAUUUUGUCUGUCGACAGUACACAGCACACCUGCUCGAUCUUGCGACUGCCUGAUAUGAUUAGCUUAGAGACACCUAGGAAGUUCGACAAUAUGUCUGGUCCUCCGCCGACACCGAGAGUUCUAAGUCCUAGUAGCAAUAUCGUCACGCCGUUCAUCAAAAUUAGUGAAGACUCCAGUAAGAUACGUAGCUUUAUUACCACGCCGGAAUUUCCGAUAACUCCGUGCGUAGCUUUAACUCCGAAGGAAGAGACAACUAGGGAUAUUAAGGGUGAAUACAAUUCUUCAUAUUACAAACCGAAAUCUGAACAAGUUCAGGACUCUGAAUUGUCUAAGCCUAGAGAUAGCAGUUUACAGGAGUCUCCUAUUAUAUCGUCAUCGCACAUAUCAUUACAUUCGACGCACAAUAGCCUUACAUCUGGCAAUACUUAUCAGACCUCUAAAUUAGAGAUAACGCAGUUCGAAGUGAUUAAGGAGAACUUGCCAAGGGAAGAGGCUAUAAAGGAGCUCAAAAUUGCAUCCAGUUCGAAAGAUUCAGAUCUCAAUGCGUCUAUUGUCAUAGAUCGCCAUGUAGAUUUAAUAGAGAUAAAUGAAUUUAAAGGCGUAAGUGAGAUAAACGACAAUUACGUUGCGGAUUCCCACAACAAUCCUCACAACGAUUCUGCGGAGAGUAAUAGCUCCUCGUCGUCUGACACUUCGUCAUCGUCUUCGUCAUCGUCUACAUCCAGUUCGAACACGGAUACGUCGACGUCGGGUUCAUCAAAUUGCGACAAAGCACAGAGUAAAACGAGCACGGACACCAGCAAUGAUUUUGCGGAGAAAGGCAUUAACGCAUCCAAAAACGAGCGAUCGACUGAUAUACCAAUCGAUACAUGUAAAAAAUCCGAUAACGAUCUGAUCGAAGAACAAGAAUCAUCACCGCAGAAAGUAUUCGCGAUCGUAAAAACUGAUGAGCAGAUAGAAGCCACGAUGAAGGAAACUCCCGUCAAAGAUGAAACUCUGUUAAACGAGGCCGUUAUUUCGGAAACGCCUAGCAGCUCGAAAAGCGGAAUGGAACAUUUCACUAAUUUGUCGACAAAGAUAUCGGCCAUUAUAACGGAAGACGAAAAAUUGUCAAAAGUGAGCAAACCGUCGAAGGAUAACAAUAAAAUUCAAAUCAACAAGUUGAAAGCAAAGCCGAAGAUAAUAAGCAUGCAAUAUAUUCGACCAGGAUCAUCGAAGAUUGUCAUCGAGCCUGAAAAAGAGCCCGUUAAAGACCAUCAUCGACCCGAACACGAUAAAGUCAUGCAGCAAUUAGAAGAAAAGCGGCAACGCAUGAUCGCAAAGAUUAAGGAUACUUCAAAACCGAAUCUUUCUAAAGUGACGAAGCGUAAAUGCAUUUCCAACGCUCUGAAGAAGAUUGGCAGAGAACCACGAAAGACACUGCCAAUUCCAAAGUCUUCUCUCAAGAAGAAUGCUAAUAAAGAUGUCAAUAAGAAUGCGAAGUGUGAAGAUAAACCACAAAAAAUUUCGACAAUAAAUACUCGGAAAAGAUAUCAGCAGCAAAAGCUGAAUUUCGUACAUAAAUGCUGUGAUAACGAAGAAGACAGGAAGAAGAAUGCCGAAUUGAAAAAUGCAGCUUCUAACUUAACAAAUUAUGGAAAUAAACCACUCAAUGAUUAUACGAAAAAACAAUCAUAUAAAGGUAACAUCUGUGCGGAAAAUAAUUUGGCUAAAAAUCAGAAUAAAGAAAGCGAAUCCUUACAGUCGCAUAAAACUUCUUCGUCGGAAAAUCAAGAAUAUCUAAAAGAAAAAUCGAACGUUAAGGAAAAUACGGAGAAAAGCUGCAGCGUCAAAAGUAAUAGCACCAAAGAAGAAGGAGAGAAACUUCAAGAUAAUACCAAAAAUGCAAAAAGCUCGGAACAAGAAGUGACUUCCACUGAACAUAUUGUACAAAAAACAUCAACUGCAGAUAAGGCGAAACAGGAAAUUUGUGAUCAACCGGAAGAUAAAACGAAUAAGCCGAGACACUUUGCAAGUCACCCCGACAAGUCUGAAUGUUUUAAAAUAUUACGGUACAAAGUGGAUCAAGUAAAGCGCGACUUGUUUAGCGACGAGGAAAGUGAUCACAGAUCAUCUUCAGCCGUAAGCGUGAAAACUAGCAAGGAGGUGAUUAAUACGGAAACCGAAAACCUUGAUCUCAUUGAAAUUCCAAGCAAGAGGGAAAACGUUAAUCCCGAAAAUCCCAAGCAAGAAUUGUCGUCUGUUCUUCAGUGUCUGCGAUUAGUGCCGGCAUACAAAAAUGAGAAUUUGCACAAUGGUGAAAACCAGAUUGAAGAGCAACAUGAGGAACAGAGUGAAUAUGAAAACAAGGACAAUGUCAACAAUGAAUUACACCAAGCAGCCAAUAUUCAUCAUUACAAAGCGGAGUAUCAUUUUGUGCACGAUGACAGUGCACCGAUAAGAAAGAGAAGACGAAGGUACAGCGCACAUGAGCUACAAAUCGAAAUCAAUCACGCUGAUGUUUCCGAUCCAAAUAUUUCCAGUCCCAUUGAGUGCAUUAGGAUAAUGAAAGCCUCCGACUUUGAGGAAAUAUUUAAUCUAGCGCCGAAAUCUAAAAAACGGGCGAUAAGCAAGAGAUCACCCACCAAAAAUGAUAAAGGCAACGAAAUGGACAAAGAUGCGUUUACUUUAAAAGAAGCUGCGAAACCUUUGGCUACCUCAUCUCCUGUAGAGCCUCCUACAGAUAAGUUAUCAAAAACUAAAUUAAAGAAGAUGAUUACUAAGACUGCUACGACAAACAGAACUGACACCAAUACGCAAUCCGAAGCAAGGAAGAAGCAAAAAGUUGAUAAGCAUCAGGAAAAAGUUUCAGAUACUGCCAAAAGUCGGAAGAGGAAACUGUCGGAAACAAAAGAAACGAAACAGAUUGAAAAAAAGCCGUGCUUAAUUGAUCCACAAAUGUUGCUUAAUAACAUGAACAAAGAAGAUCUGAAUAACCUUCUGGAUAAAGUUCAUGGACCUGUAUAAAUGCUCUCUAUGAUGUACAAAUGUACAAUUUGUUUUAAUUACUACACUCUUGUAUAUAUAUAAAUAUUGCCCUUCUGCGUA